AGCGUGAUUUAUCUCCUUUAUUGCUGAGAAGCUGCAGCCACUUGGUGUUGUUGUGUAAAUAGUUUGCAAAAAAGUAGCAAAGCCGCUUCAUGCACCUUGUUUUCGUUUCUUGUAGGCCCCUAAAAAGCUGCAAAAGGAAGAGGAUGUGACGCUUUUUAUGCGACCGAACUCCGGGAUAAAUGCUCGUUGUCCAUUGUUAAACAUCAACAGUCAUAUUAUUAAGAAUGCAAUAGCAACACGUAUACUUUCCAUCUGUGCCUGCAUUCAUUUUUGUUAUUCAGUUAGUCUAUAUUCAUAUUUAAGAUAAAACGUAAUGGUUUUGUGUAGUUAAAUGUAAAUAAUCAAACUCCGGGUUAGCCUUUAGUUGACCAUCUAGACGUCUGUGGCGCACACAUGUUAGUUAGCCUGUUAGCACUGCUGUAGCACAGUUGUCCAGCUCCUUGGCUCCACUUUGCCUAAAUAAUAACGCUAUCUGUUUAGUAAAAUCACGGGUCAUCUUCACAUCUCUGCGUUGUCUUUUCACAACUGGGGGCCUGCCCCCUUUUUGUUUUCAAUCAGCACCCACAUGAGUAGUUGUUGAUCACAGAAUCAUGAAGUCGCACAAACCCACACAUGUUAAGGUCCAUGCUAAAUCUCAGAAGUGGAAGGAUGUGAGGGGUAAACGGAGCCGGCCUCCCAUCACUUCCUCUGAGCUCAACUCCAGUCCUGUCGUGGCCCGGAUGGCGGUGGAGCACAAGGCGACUCAGAAGAAAAAGCCCAACGUCAAGAGAUUAAAGAGCAAAGCAAAGCCUGUCUCUGUGUCCAAGACCAAGACCAACACCCCUCAGUCUGUGAUUCAGAAACCUCACACACAGGCUAAUGGAAGCUCAGCGUUUAAAAUGGACAAUGAUUCAAAUGACUCCCUGGACUGGAAGGAGUACUCCCUGUCUAUUCAUGGGAAUGGUGUGAAAACCUCAGGCGAAAUAGAUGAUGUAGAGCCAGUUAGACUGGAAGGAGCGUCUCUUCAUAACUGUGCAGAGAGGGAUGAUCGACAAAACCACGCAGUGCUCAUCAUGCAGAAGAAUCAGACCCUGUGUUUCCGUGGGAAGUGCCACCUGACCUGUCUGUACGGCCGGGUGGAGGUGAUGGGGUUCACCAUUGAGGAAGGUCAGCAGUCAUAUCCCCUCUUCUCCCCAGCUUCACAUUGCCCUCUGACCAUUAGAGCACUGGAAAGCUCUGAUCAAACCAGAGAUGACAAAACAGAGGCUUCAUCCAUCCUCCCAAAGUACCUGCCGUCAGCAUCACGGAAGAAGUUGCUAAAAAGUGUUACAUCAAACUCCUCCAUCAUCCUGCUGGAGCCCAUGGAGACGCCUCUGACACGGUUCCUGUCGAGCUUCACAGAUCUCAGUGAACUGUUCUGCCCCCCAGUGAAUGAACUCAUGUCCGCUGUUCUCGACACUCCACUGAACGGUUUGGGAAUGAUUCCCCUGGUGGCAGCCAUCGAGGGCCUGAAAAUGUCAAAGACCUACAGAGAGGCUCUCAACAUGGUGGUCGGCGCCUGCAGAGGGGACAUGGAUGGGUGUGCAGUCAUCCUCGUCUGUGGAUCCAAGAAUGUUGGAAAGUCAACGUUCAUCCGCACUCUCAUCAACGCCUUACUAAACCACACUGCUAGUGUAGAUUACCUGGAAGGUGACCUCGGUCAGACUGAGUUCACUCCGGCUGGAUGCCUUUGUUUGUCGACUGUCACAGAACCACUUCUGGGGCCUCCUUUCACACAUCAGAUCCCCCCAGAGCACAUGAUCUACUUCGGUCACACGUCAUGUGAUACGGACUUGGAGCGUUACCUGGAGUCUCUGAAGACCUUGUGGCGCAGACGCUCCCCGAGCAAAGAGACCACCGUGGUCAUCAACACCAUGGGCUGGGUCAAAGGAUUUGGGUUUCAGUUGCUGGUGGACAUGAUCCGCUUCUUCCCCGUCUCCCAUGUGGUCCAGCUCGGUCACAGCGGGGUCAAUCAGUGUCCCGCUGUGACUCCGGAGUUUCUGCGGACGGCGCACGGCCAUCAGACGCACCCGCCUGCUGUGACGGCUCUGGACGAGUUCACCGAGAGCCACAGCCCCCCCAAAAGUUACACUCACGUUAUCGUAAAGUCAGAGUUUCAGGGAGCCGGGAAGCAAGGGACAGCGAAGCACCAGCGCACCAAUGAGCUGAGAGAGCUGUCUCUAAUGGCCUACCUGAGUCAGCUGCAGUCUCCCGACCCCGGACCAAUCAGAUCUCUGCACAGCCUCACCCCCUACCAGGUUCCCCAAGCGGCGGUGGCUUUAGGUGUGAUCCACUGCGAGGUGGUGCCCACUCACAUGUUUUAUGCCGCCAACGCCAGUCUGGUGGCCCUCUGCUGCCUGGGAGAGAAAGUGAGCAGCAAGGGAGGACCAGUCCUGCUGAGUCAGGCUCCCAUCUGCCCCUGCGUGGGCUUCGGUGUGCUUCGAGGUAUCGACAUGGCACGAGGUCUGUACUUUUUGCUGACGCCCGUAAAUCCCACCGUCCUCCGUAAGGUCAACUGUCUCCUCCUGGGAGCGAUAUCACUGCCUUCCUGUAUCCUCACAACACAGUCCGGCUUUGAUGGAGAGAUGCCCUACAUCACUACAGACUACAGUUUUGAUAUCACCGGUGCAGGAAAGCUGCGAGUCUUCAAGGGACUGACCAGACCCAGUCUCAUGGGGGCACAGUGACAUUUCUUACACAGCGUUUCUUCUGUACCCUUCUGACCUGGUGUUUUCCACCCAAACCAGUAAGGAUUCGACUGUACAGACCUGAGGUUGAGCUGGACAUUUCAGAUUCAGAGAGAUGGAGCAGCCAGUGUCACAGACUCUGCAGGAAGAGAGGCUGCCUUGUCCUGUUGGUGGACUUACAACCUCUUGCUGUACGGACAUCUGAGGGACAUGCAUUUUCUGGACAAUAAUCACACUUUGUAUUUAAAGCUCUUUAUUGUUGUCUCUUCUUUGUGUUGUUGGCAUUCCAGAGGGGCAAAUGAAUACAAAAACCUGCCACAUAUUAAACAAAAAACACCUUUUGCUCAGACUUUGUGGAUUUUUGUUUUAUUUCAUGUGUUUUAGAUGUUGAUGUUCGUUUCGAGUCAUUUAGUCAUAGAUCCAUGUAGAUUUCAACCAGGUCAUGGAUAUUUAACAAGUCACAGAGUCAGAUAGUAGAUUGUUCUUUUGUCUCAGUUUCAUUCGAUAAAAUCGUGACAUUAUUUCAAAGAUUAAAGUAAAGAUUGAGUUAAGGUCUCUCACAUUGAAAUGACUGUGAAUCUGAAGCCCAUUUUGUCAGUAUUGUGCUUUAAUGCCAGUGAAUUGUUUUUGACAGCUUUAACUGCUGUACAUGUGGUCGUGUCUCGUAUAACAAAGUGUUCUUGCACUGGUGGUUCAUUAAAAGUGUUUUGUAAAUGCGA
Eleginops maclovinus (Patagonian blennie) is the source of this 3424-nucleotide messenger RNA. It is a transcript of the gene nol9, whose product is annotated as nucleolar protein 9. The record is from RefSeq and is a predicted model, not a curated record. The coding region runs from base 591 to 2705 and encodes 704 amino acids. Gene Ontology annotation, molecular function: polynucleotide 5'-hydroxyl-kinase activity. Gene Ontology annotation, biological process: cleavage in ITS2 between 5.8S rRNA and LSU-rRNA of tricistronic rRNA transcript (SSU-rRNA, 5.8S rRNA, LSU-rRNA). The transcript has 13 exons. Gene Ontology annotation, cellular component: nucleus. NCBI's taxonomy places the organism in Eukaryota, Metazoa, Chordata, Actinopteri, Perciformes, Eleginopidae.